This is a messenger RNA of Scleropages formosus (Asian bonytongue), 1437 nucleotides long. RefSeq names its product zona pellucida sperm-binding protein 3-like. Gene Ontology annotation, cellular component: extracellular matrix. The record is from RefSeq and is a predicted model, not a curated record. Gene Ontology annotation, biological process: egg coat formation; binding of sperm to zona pellucida; positive regulation of acrosome reaction. Gene Ontology annotation, molecular function: acrosin binding. Lineage: Eukaryota; Metazoa; Chordata; Actinopteri; Osteoglossiformes; Osteoglossidae. The transcript has 8 exons. Bases 160 to 1257 code for a protein of 365 amino acids.
CAGGUGGGCUCUUUUUCCCAGCUGUCAAGUCAGGAGUCUUUGCUGCAGCCAGUCCAGCAAGCUGCCCAGAAACAGUCUUCUCUGGUAGCAAGUGAAGUACAUCAAAGGUCCCCUUCUCUCCAGCUACCCCAAGGAGUGUCUUCUCAGCAGCUUUCUUCAAUGAGGCUAAUGCAGUUGGAUCCCCUGGCACAGAAUUCUAACUUGGCUCUACCAGUUGAGCCAGUGUUUGUGCUGCCAUACAGCCAGCCUUCUGUACCAGUUUCCCUGGUGCAGCCACCAGCCCAGGUUCCACCUGCUGUGAAACCCCAGUGGCUUGCUGCUCCCUCUGGUGUGAAGGUUGAAUGCAGGGAAGACUCGGUUGUGGUAGAGGUGCAGCAGGACAUGCUGAGUAAUGGCCAGCUCAUCCAGCCCUCAGAAAUCACCCUGGGAGGUUGUGUGCCAGUUGGACGGGAUCCCUCCAGAGGGGUUCUGCUGUUUGUGUCAGAGCUACAUGGCUGUGGAAGUACGCUGAUGACGAUGACCAAUUCCCUGAUCUACACUUUCACAUUGGUGUAUGUGCCCGAGGGACUCGGUUCCACCCCUAUUGUGCGGUCUCAUGGUGCGGUGAUUAAUAUUGAGUGUCAUUACUUGAGGAGGAUCAAUGUGAGCAGCAAUGCUGUGAUGCCAUCAUGGGUACCCUUCUCUGCUGCUCUGUCCGCUGAGGAGCGUUUGGUGUUCUCGCUCCAGUUCAUGACCGACAACUGGGAACUGGAGAGGGCUUCAAACAUCUACUUUCUGGGAGACAUCCUGAACAUAGAAGCUUCUGUAGUUGUGGCCAACCAUCAGCCUUUGCGGCUGUUUGUGGACAGCUGUGUUGCCACCUUGGAACCUGAUGUGACAUCUGUCCCCAGAUAUGCCUUUGUGGGGAACUAUGGAUGCCUGACUGAUGCCAAGGUGACUGCAUCCCGCUCCCAGUUCCUCCCCAGGAAGCAGGUCAACAAACUCCAAAUGCAACUGGAUGCCUUUAGGUUCUCGCAGGAGACCAGGAGCUCUAUCUACAUCACAUGCAUUCUGAAAGCAACCAUGGCUUCCAAAAGACCUGAUCCCCAGCACAAGGCUUGUUCCUAUUCUGUGUUGGCAGAUAGGUGGGAAUCUGCAGAUGGCGAUAACCAAGUAUGUGGCUGUUGUGACACAAGCUGUAAUGUGAAGGGAAGAAGUGUAGCAGAUUUCAAAGGAAAAGCUGUUGCUGGACCCAUCGCUAUUCAGGAUCACUACUAGCCAGGUCAUGAGGAUAGCUGCUUCUGGGGGGAAACUAUACCAGGCAACAGCUCUGCAGUGUAUGUCUGAAAGGAUCUUUCUUUACUGCCUGAACUUAAGGCUCAUGCAGUUGUGUAUAGUUUCAAAACUUGUCCUUUUUUGUGCUGAUUAUUCAGAAUAAAGCAUUUUAACAAAAAAAAA